Molecule: messenger RNA, 3216 nt
Organism: Xiphophorus maculatus (southern platyfish)
Lineage: Eukaryota; Metazoa; Chordata; Actinopteri; Cyprinodontiformes; Poeciliidae
Gene: map3k7
Product: mitogen-activated protein kinase kinase kinase 7
Exons: 18
Coding region: 249-2051 (600 amino acids)
Biological process (GO): JNK cascade; positive regulation of canonical NF-kappaB signal transduction; protein phosphorylation
Molecular function (GO): ATP binding; MAP kinase kinase kinase activity; magnesium ion binding
Source: RefSeq, a predicted model, not a curated record
GCAGUGUGCACACACUUCCUGAUGGAGCUGCUAAGUAUCAGCGAAGAAUAAUACCGAGCAAGACAGCUUGGCGAGUUGAGAAGAAGUUAUGUCUGGCUGUCCAGUGGACGGGGAGAAGCUUUUUCUAAAGAUGGACGCUAUCCUUCGGCUUCCAGAACAGGAGUAGAGGAUAACAUCCCUAUGUCUACGUCUUGGCACUGCUGACACAUCUACGACGAAGGUAAGUUACUAGCUUAUUUUAGCUAGUAAUGUCUCAAACGUUGCCGCCCUCUGACAUGCUGGAAACACCACCUGGAUAUCCGUUUGAAGAAAUAAACUAUGAGGAUAUUGAAGUUGAAGAGGUGGUGGGAAGAGGAGCUUUUGGAGUUGUCUGCAAAGCCAAGUGGAAAGGCAAAGAUGUUGCGAUAAAGACAAUUGAGAGUGAAUCAGAGAGGAAGGCAUUUAUUGUCGAGCUCAGGCAGCUUUCACGUGUCAACCACCCCAAUAUUGUGAAGUUGUAUGGCUCUUGUAAAAGUCCGGUCUGCCUGGUGAUGGAAUAUGCUGAAGGUGGAUCGUUGUACAAUGUGCUGCAUGGUGCUGAACCCCUCCCUUAUUACACUGCUUCCCAUGCCAUGAGCUGGUGUUAUCAGUGUUCCCAGGGCGUGGCCUAUCUCCAUGGCAUGAAACCAAAGGCUCUCAUUCACAGGGACCUCAAACCACCCAAUCUACUUCUAGUGGCAGGUGGCACAGUGCUGAAGAUCUGUGACUUUGGAACAGCCUGUGAUAUCCAGACCCACAUGACCAACAACAAAGGAAGUGCAGCAUGGAUGGCCCCAGAGGUAUUUGAAGGCAGCAAUUAUAGCGAGAAGUGUGAUGUUUUCAGCUGGGGCAUCAUUCUCUGGGAAGUGAUCACUCGCAGGAAGCCCUUUGAUGAAAUUGGUGGACCAGCUUUUCGCAUUAUGUGGGCUGUUCACAACGGUACAAGACCACCACUCAUCAAGAAUUUGCCUAAACCCAUUGAGAGCCUGAUGACACGCUGCUGGUCUAAAGACCCCUCUCAGCGGCCUUCCAUGGAAGAAAUAGUCAAGAUUAUGACUCAUCUAAUGAAGUACUUCCCAGGAUCAGAUGAACCUCUUCAGUAUCCAUACCAGUAUUCAGAUGAGGCACAGAGCAACUCUGCAAACAGUACAGUUUCAUAUAUGGACUAUACUGGGACCAGCACAAGCAACAGAAGUGAUGUAAACAUGGAGCACAGUGAUUCUCAAGGAAGCAAUGACACCAUCAAGAUCACUCCUCAGUUUGCACCUCAUUUCAAACCAAAGGGAGACCCACUGAGAACUUUACCUUUGUCCAGAGGGGGCAGUGUUGAGAGCCUGCCAGCAAGAACACAGUGCUUUACAUCCUCUGAAAGCAAACGAAUGAGUGCUGACCUGUCUGAGUUGGAGCCCACAGUGCAGUUUACACCUGCAGCACGCAGCCAGUAUAAGCCAGGCCAUCGCAAAACUGCAUCAUUCGGGACCAUUCUGGAUGUUCCCAAGAUCGUCGUCACAGCCACCUGUGAGGCUCAGAGACGCCGGUCUGUCCAGGAUCUACCAGCUAUUGGCACAGAGUCCAGUCAGGGGAGCAGGAGCAGCAGCCGCUCCUCCAGUCCCAGUGUGAGGCCACCUGACAAGACAAACAGCAGAAGCUACUUCCCCCAUGAUGACCCCACAGACACUAACGGCUCAGACAACUCCAUUCCCAUGGCUUAUCUGACCCUGGAUCACCAGCUGCAGCCUCUUGCUCCUUGUCCGAACUCCAAAGAGUCCAUGGCGGUGUUUGAGCAGCACUGCAAAAUGGCCCAAGAAUAUCUGAAAGUCCAAACUGAGAUCGCCCUGCUGAUUCAGCGGAAGACGGAGCUGAUUGCUGAACUGGACCAAGACGAGAAGGACCAGCAGAACACGUCCCGUCUGGUGCAGGAGCACAAGAAGCUGCUGGAGGAGAACAAGAGUCUGUCCACCUACUACCAGAAGUGCAAGAAGCAGCUGGAACUGAUCCGGGUGCAGCAGCAGAAGAGACAGGGCACAUCAUGAAGACACUACCCAGCAUCCUCUCUGCUUCACUGCAUCACACACACACAUACACGCCCGCGCACACACAUACAUGUCCCCAUCCAGCAUGUCCUGCAUGUUGCAUCAUAGACUCUAUAAGAAGACAAACCGCUGCAGCAUCUUCUGUGACCACGGCCCCAGCAGGAGGGGCGGGAGGCUGACUGACGGACUGACGGACUGACUGAGAAGCAGCUGCUGCUGCAGGACGGACAGGCUGAGGCCGCAGCAGUGGGAGCUUGUGUGGGUUUUUUGCGUUUGCACUCAGGACUCCAGGCUGCCUUGUGAGUGUGUGUUUGGAUCAUCAUGAAGCUCCUCAGAAUGUGAAACUGGGAUGGAGUUCAUUUAGCUAACCGUCUCCAGAACAAUCAGAAGCUAGCAGGGGGUUUGGAAUGUGCCCUGCUGUGUGCAUGGGAUCCUACUUAUGCAAAACACACCUGGUCUCCUGGAAACGAGCAGAAUCUCUCCAGCUGGUCCCCGUUCUCCUCCUGGACCCUUCUCCUGGUCACGCCUCACAGCAGCAGCUGGAGGUCCGGCUGCUGCUGCUCCUUCACCUCCUGCAGCUUCUGGAGCCAACACUAAGCUGUGGAUUCCCUGAUUGUUUGACCUCAGUAUUGUUGUGUGUGUAAUGUUUUGUAUUUUGUAUCCAGCAGUGGAUUUGGCGAAUUGGUUCUGUGGUAUCUUCCCGUUGGAGCGGAUCAGAACCAGUCUGGGAAGGCCCUUGCUGUCCAGGCUGCGUUUGAGCGCAGUCUGCUUGUAGUUCACAUGUUGCCUUAGAGAUUGCCUACAUUUAAGUGCUUGUUUUAUGGGACAGCUAUUACAGAGUAAAAAACGGAGCAGAUUUUAACAUUAAGGCUGAGGUGGGAAUGUUUUCUGGUGAGAAAGCAGAGGAAUGUGUGAAUCUGUUUCCUAACAGCUUUACAGGAACACUUGAUGUACUUUAUGCCUCACAUCCUCCAGAUAUGUUUGCACAGUCACUGAUUUUGCUCUGGCUACUCUGACAUUUUAUUUCCUUUUUUAGUAAGUGUUUUUAAAGUGGCCAGGCCCCUUCUGAGGUAGAUUCAUCCCACAUGUAACCUGCAGGUGUUUCCUACGUCCUGUGAAAAGGAGAUCUAGAAGGCAUUCUACAAUAAACUGAAUGGUGAACAGA